UUUGAUAAUUCAAAGAGAGAUUAUCUCAUAAGCUAUUCUAUACUUUUGAUUGUUUUGCAAUAAUAUCAGUAGAAUGACGUCGGCUUCCUGUUUUAAGAUUUUACUCACAAGAUGCCAGUCACAACAAAGACUACUUAUUUUGGCGCCUUAUUCUAGCGUCUUAAGGGGCCAAAGGUAUUCGUUUUGGUCAUCAAUCAAUGGAAAUGGUUUACAGAAAGCUAUCAAUACUGCAGAGAGGGUUGUUGGCUACCAAACAAAUUUUAGUAGUUUAAAGUUUCUUGUCGAUGAAGAAGAACCAACGAACUUUAUAAAACUUGCGAAAAAGUUGGUUGGCAGUGGUCACCCAUUACUUACGACAGCAAGAGAUUUAUUAUCACAAGACCCAUACAGUAGCCACCAAUUUGGUGGUUUGUGGGUAUUACUUAUAUCGAAAGCUGUAAAGAACGAGUCAGACUUACUCAAUGACGUUGUUGGUGGUAUACAUCGAAAACAGAGAAUGCUAGCAGAAACAACAGAACUCAUUAGUACAGCUUUUCUCAUUCACCGCAGCAUGCUAAGUCUAAAAAGUGAAGAGUUCUUACAAGACCUUAACAAGAAAACUUUAGGUUUCGGAAACAAGUUAUCUGUGCUUGGUGGCGACUUCUUGUUAGCUAAGGCUUCACUCGAACUUGCCAGACUCGAAAACACACAAGUCGUCGAACUAAUUGCACAAGCCAUUGGAGAUAUGGCGGAAGGAGCAACGAUUGAAGCAUUGGACGUGCAAGCAGAUCUUACGUGGACAGUGAAUGAUUGGGAGAACUUUGUAUACCUCUUAAAAGGAAGCCUAAUGGCGAACAGUUGCAAAGCAGCAACAGUCUUAACUUGUCAACCUGAAGAAGUUCAACAGGAAUCGUUCGCUUUCGGCAAAAACUUAACUCUUGCUCAACAGUGCGCCGAAGAUAUCGAAACAUUUCAGAAUAAAAAAUCUGUACUCAAAAAAACAAAUCUUUUGUUGGUUUUAGCGCUUCAACGGUGCAGUAGUUUGAAGGAAAGAUUUGACGCUGUAUCGAGUGAACAAGGAAAUAUUUCGCGUCAUUUAAAAGAACUGAGGCAUGUUAUCCCUUUAAAAUAUCCAAACGUAAUUGAAGUAGCGAAGAAAAUGUGUGACGAAUAUGUUGCUACGUGUAGUCGCAGUAUUAAGUGUUUCGAACAGAACGAUGCAAUUAGCGCAAUAGAAGAUAUAUUAAAAACUGUACGCGAGACAUGACGAAAAAAAGUAUUUUUUCUAAAGUGUGUUAAGAUUCCAGGAAAUAGUGGCCUCAAUUUAGCUAAAUUUCUAAAAUGUAUCAGGA
Messenger RNA from Hydractinia symbiolongicarpus, 1331 nucleotides. RefSeq names its product all trans-polyprenyl-diphosphate synthase PDSS2-like. Lineage: Eukaryota; Metazoa; Cnidaria; Hydrozoa; Anthoathecata; Hydractiniidae. Gene Ontology annotation, molecular function: prenyltransferase activity. The record is from RefSeq and is a predicted model, not a curated record. Gene Ontology annotation, cellular component: mitochondrion; transferase complex. The transcript has 3 exons. The coding region runs from base 74 to 1246 and encodes 390 amino acids. Gene Ontology annotation, biological process: isoprenoid biosynthetic process; ubiquinone biosynthetic process.